Ostrea edulis (European flat oyster) is the source of this 1253-nucleotide messenger RNA. Its product is annotated as formylglycine-generating enzyme-like. Gene Ontology annotation, cellular component: endoplasmic reticulum. The transcript is spliced from 8 exons. The coding region runs from base 1 to 1137 and encodes 378 amino acids. The record is from RefSeq and is a predicted model, not a curated record. Lineage: Eukaryota; Metazoa; Mollusca; Bivalvia; Ostreida; Ostreidae.
AUGGAAAAAUACAUUGCUUGUAUACUUCUACUUUCACUUUUCCUGCAUACUUCUUGUCAAACAUGUGACGAAGAUUCUAGUCAGUGCGAGGGGGAUUCCAAAAAAUCAGGAUGCGGAUGCUCAGCAAGUCGAGAUUCCUCAGAACACUCCAAUGACGAACAACCAGGUGACAAGUCUGUCAAAGACAUUUUUGACAUAUCUGAUCUUUCAAGGACCAACGAGAUGUUGUUCAUAGAACGCGCUACAUUCACCAUGGGUACGAACGAGCCAGUGUUCCCCGUGGACGGGGAGGGGCCUGCCAGAAAAGUCACCGUGGAUUCGUUUUACCUCGACAAACACGAAGUCAGUAACGCGGAGUUUCAGAGAUUUGUGGAGGACACAAAUUAUGUGACAGAGGCAGAAAGUUUUGGAAAUUCAUUCUGCCUUGAGAAUUAUGUGAGUGAAGAAAUUCUCAAAAAUGUAACCCAGUCGGUUGCUGCUGCCCCCUGGUGGAUCCCGGUUAAUGGAGCGGAUUGGCGACAUCCCAAUGGACCAGAUACCUCCAUUAAAGAUAUAAUGGAUCACCCUGUUGUCCAUGUAUCUUGGAAUGAUGCUGUCAAGUAUUGUGAGUGGGCAGGCAAAAGACUGCCCACAGAGGCGGAGUUUGAGCGGACAUGUAAAGGCAAUCUCAAAUCAAGGCUCUUUCCCUGGGGGAACAAGGAGGAACCUAAAGGGAAACAUUGGAUGAAUAUAUGGCAUGGAAAAUUUCCCUCAGAAAACACAGCUAGUGAUGGAUAUUACACUACAGCCCCAGUAACAGAAUUUCCAGAACAAAACAUAUUGGGUGUGAAAAAUAUCAUAGGUAAUGUUUGGGAGUGGACACAAGAUUGGUGGGAGACCAAGUUUACCCCAACACCCAAGAAAAACCCAAAAGGUCCAAGGUUUGGAACAGAUAGAGUUAAAAAAGGGGGAUCCUUUAUGUGCCAUAAAAAUUACUGCUACCGCUAUAGAUGUGAUGCUCGGAGUCAGAACACCCCCGACAGCUCCGCAGUAAAUCUGGGCUUCCGCUGUGCCAGUGAUAAGCUGCCGCCAUAUUUAGAAGACGUCACGGAAGAAAUUUUAUUAAAAGAAGAGAACAUAAUAAAAGAAGAACUUUAAUGAAGUGCAAUUAUAAAUAUUAACAAAUUACUGCCUAGAUAUACUCAUUACUGUACAUGUCUCUCUUUUGUACUUUUAUUGAUAUUUCAAAAUAAAAAUGAGAGUACACAUGUUAA